GCUUACCUACUUCCUGUUAAAGUAGAAGAAGAAGCGGAAGCGGAAGUUGUCCUCUCUGCUAACACGUUAAACAUCUCGUGUCUUCGUUAUUUUUUCUGUUUCGAUCGUUAAAAUGAACGAAGCGAAUAAAACGCAGGAGUUUGAUUCGUAUGAGAUCGAGGAGCCGAGUGACGAGGAGGGCGCCGCCAGCAGUUCGGAGGACGAGCUGGACGUGCUGCUGAACGGGACUCCGGACCAGAAGAAGAAGCUGAUCAGAGAGUACCUGACGGGGGAGAGCGAGUCGUCCAGCGGGGAUGAGUUUGAGAAGGAGAUGGAGGCAGAGCUCAGCUCCACCAUCAGGACCUUGGAGGGGACCUGGGGACCAUCGACAGAAGAACCAACCCCGGGAAAUGGAGGAGGCGGCAGACCUGGACUCCCUAAACCUCAGAUGUACGAUAACGUCUACUUCGACUCUGACUCAGACGAAGAGGACAAACCAAGCAGCUCCACAGGCCAGAGGCGGAGACAGCGGGUCAUACUGACCAAUGACGAGCUGCUGUAUGACCCCGACGAGGACGACAGAGACCAGGCCUGGGUGGACGCCAAGAGAAGAGGAUACAACAGCAGAAAACGACCAGCAGGAGCGCUUCAGUCGCAGCCUCGUCGAAAGCAGGGUUUACCCAGUAGUGACGCCAUUCUCAACUGUCCCGCCUGCAUGACGAUGCUCUGUCUGGACUGUCAGAGGCAUGAGAAGUACCGGACGCAGUACCGAGCCAUGUUUGUCAUGAACUGCACGGUGAAGAGAGACGAGGUGCUGCGAUACAAUACUCAGCAGGAGAGGAAGCAGAGGAGCAGGAAGAGGAGACGGGGACAGAAAACAGAAACACCUGCAAGCGAGGCUCCUGACCCGUCGCCGGCAGGGAUGGACGCCGAUGAAGUUUACCACCCGGUGCAGUGCUCGGAGUGCUCCACAGAGGUGGCCGUGUUCGAUAAGGAGGAGGUGUACCACUUCUUCAACAUCCUGGCCAGCCACUGCUGAGACGGACUGAGCGAGUGCGUGACACAGAGGUUGUUUUGAGAAGAACAGAACCAUCAGCGUCCCGACUGAGAGCGAGACUCCUGCUGUGAAUGUCAACAAGUCUCACGAUCAUGAAUCUGAAAAGAUUCACCGUCAGAGGAAAGCUACAUACAUGUUGGCAGCACGUCAUCCAUCUUUGAAACUUUUAAAAUAUCGGACAAACAGGAAUUUGAAUCUGCACGUUGCAGCUCUUCACUGUCGAUACUGAACGUUCACACUCGAGUGAUUCAUGAUUUCUGAGGCCAACACCCGUAUUGAUAUUUCAGGAUUUACAAAUAUUUGAGAGGCAGAUCUUUUUUCUUUUUAUUGAACACAUCAUUAUGACUGAUACGGGUGUGUUUUUUUUCAAUGGUGUAACGAGUGAGACUUUUCUGAGACGUUGUUUUUUUCACCAUCAACAUAUUGUUUAUGAUUUGUCUGUUGACUUUCAAACAAUAAUUAUAGCUUAUGAUAAUUUAACAUUGGACAAUUCUUUUGGAAUCACUUUAAAUUAAAGUUGUGCGGCCUCUGUCAGAACCUGUCAGAUCACAUGAGUGAAAGAGGAGCUGGAUGCUGGAGUUUUUUGUUUGAAUCGCUGAAGCUCUGGGCUUUUAUGAAGUUGUAUAAAAAUUGAUGCCAAAUUUUCUAUGAGGA
This is a messenger RNA of Paralichthys olivaceus (Japanese flounder), 1690 nucleotides long. RefSeq names its product e2f-associated phosphoprotein (gene eapp). The record is from RefSeq and is a predicted model, not a curated record. Gene Ontology annotation, cellular component: nucleus. Gene Ontology annotation, biological process: positive regulation of cell population proliferation. Lineage: Eukaryota; Metazoa; Chordata; Actinopteri; Pleuronectiformes; Paralichthyidae.